GUGAUGUCCACAGUGGGUACAAUUCCUGGUUUCGUUGGCGUCUCUUUGACUGGUUACAUACUGGAGAAGACCCACAAGUGGUCUGUCGUCUUUUAUGUGACCUCGGCCCUCAACAUAAUUGGUGGUCUGUUCUAUCUAGGCUACGGAUCAGCGGAGGCUAUUGUUUAA
Protopolystoma xenopodis is the source of this 168-nucleotide messenger RNA. Lineage: Eukaryota; Metazoa; Platyhelminthes; Monogenea; Polystomatidea; Polystomatidae. The record is from the annotation of a GenBank genome assembly.